Zeugodacus cucurbitae (melon fly) is the source of this 2158-nucleotide messenger RNA. RefSeq names its product cytosolic endo-beta-N-acetylglucosaminidase (gene ENGase). Gene Ontology annotation, cellular component: cytoplasm. Bases 155 to 1984 code for a protein of 609 amino acids. Lineage: Eukaryota; Metazoa; Arthropoda; Insecta; Diptera; Tephritidae. Gene Ontology annotation, biological process: protein deglycosylation. The record is from RefSeq and is a predicted model, not a curated record. The transcript has 5 exons. Gene Ontology annotation, molecular function: mannosyl-glycoprotein endo-beta-N-acetylglucosaminidase activity.
AUUGGCUUCUGCUAUCAAAGCAUUUGUCGUAUUUCUAGUGAUAAAUAUUAGUUUUAUUUUUAUUAGUUUGUUUUAUUUUUAUAAAAAAAUAGUGUAAAAGUUGCAUUUAUUUUUAGCGUGUAAAUGAAAGUUAGUAACCAGUUUAAUACUUUAAAUGCAAGCAGAUGAAAUGAAAAUGUGCAAUGGCUCAGAGGAAUGUUGUAAUCAACUGGAAGCUGAAGCGAUACACUCCAACGAACAGCUGCUAGCCUUCGAAUUGCGAAGUAAAGACAUAAAAUGGCACAACUAUGUAACACCGUUAGCCGCACGCAGUUCGCCAAUUUAUUUACAAAGACAAUUCCAACUGAUGAGUAAUUAUCGCGAGCCAAUUGGAAAUCACAAUAGACGUGAAGUUCUAGUCUGUCACGAUAUGAUGGGAAACUAUCUGGAAGAUCGACACUAUCACUCGUCGAAGAAGUAUGACGACUAUCGUUUCUACCAUUGGUCCGGUAUCGACUACUUCUGUUACUUUAGUCACAAUUAUAUCACAAUACCGCCCUGUGGCUGGUUAAAUGCAGCGCACAAACACGGUGUACGAGUAUUGGGCACGUUUAUUACCGAAAGUGGGCACUCAAGUUUGUUAAGUGAUGUGCUGCAGUCAAAGGAUAUGGUGGAUAAGAUUGUCGAUGCCAUGGUGAAACUGUGCAAGCAUUAUUGCUUCGAAGGUUGGCUAAUUAAUGUAGAAUGCAAAGUCAAAUUAGAAAAUAUGGAAAACCUUUACUACCUCGUAGAACGUUUACGCUCAACUGUGGAAAGUGAAGUGGAACACGGUGUGGUGUUCUGGUAUGACAGCAUCAUUGAUACGGGCGAACUAAGAUGGCAAAAUGAAAUUAAUGCCAAAAAUGUGCGUUUUUUUCGUGGAGCGCAUGGCAUGCUAAUCAAUUACACUUGGAAUGACAAAAGUCUAGAGAUGACUACGGAAAUUUGCGAACGCUCACAGUCUCAAUGUCAGCGUGCCUUUUUUGGCAUCGAUGUCUUUGGUCGCGGCCAAAUUGCCAAAUUUCAGUGUAAACAAACUUUGGCACGCAUUGUGAGUCAGCGUUUUUCAACGGGUUUCUUUGCGCCCGCCUGGACGUAUGAAACACUGCAAAUGUUUGGUUACAAUAUAAAACAACCGUUGGGUGAUGACAGUGUAAAUGAUGCUUUCUUGCGACGCAAUGAAAAAUUCUGGUGUUCAUUAUGGGAACAUUUGGCUACGCAUCCCUACAAUGCAUUACCAUUUUAUAGCGAUUUUUGUUUAGGUUCCGGCAAAAACACAUAUGUAAAUGGACGUGCGAAGAGUAGUGUGAGCGGCACUGGUGGUGGUGAUGGUGAACAGUUCUUUAAUUUAUCACGCUGUUCGCUGCAACCUUCCGUACCGCUAUAUCUGCUUGCAGAACGUUACUAUAACGACGGUUUUAAUGGUGGUUCGUGUCUGCGAAUCUUACAAUACAAUAAUAGCUUCCGUGUAUUUGUUACCGACUUCAAGCUGCAAGGUGGUGGACUUGUCUUUGCCUACGCUUAUAAACUCCAACCGAAGGAUGGCGAAUUCGAUUGCAUUUUACGAUUUUGUACGCGAAAUAAUGCACGCGAUUGCUAUCUAUUCAUGGGUGAUUAUUACGAUACAACGAACUUGCAAAAGGGACGCUGUUACGUUUCACCAAUAAAGCCAAAAUACAAUCAUCUAUUGAACAGCAGUCAGUUAGAUACACCAAAAAUACCCAAAGAAAAUGCGCUGGCAGAAAAUGCGGCCAAUGGUUGGCGCGUGCGUUAUUAUGUGGUGGCAUUUGAUGGCGCCAUUCAAGUGAAGGAUAUCGGUGUGCUGUAUCGACGUAGUCAAGAAGCAACAGACACUGCCUAUUUAGGUGCGGUCUACCUAAAUGAGUACGAUGUGAACACGCUUGACUUCCCACAAGAUAGCAAUAUUGCAUUGAUACAAAUUUAUGGAGAGGAUUUGCUUAAUUAACUUGUGAAGGUAAGCAAGCUCCAACGGUAGUCAAGAGUCAGUCAAUUGUUGCCCUUUGGCUUUUGGUUAGUAUUUUUAUUUCCAAAUAUAUACGAUAUACACAUUUAUAAGAUUAUGUAAACAAAUUUUAUACUAUUUUUACACUUAAACUAUUAAAGCUUAAACGAAAAUUGA